Messenger RNA from Erpetoichthys calabaricus (reedfish), 2717 nucleotides. RefSeq names its product S100 calcium binding protein, beta (neural) (gene s100b). Gene Ontology annotation, molecular function: RAGE receptor binding; calcium ion binding; S100 protein binding. Gene Ontology annotation, cellular component: cytoplasm; nucleus. The transcript is spliced from 3 exons. Bases 154 to 441 code for a protein of 95 amino acids. The record is from RefSeq and is a predicted model, not a curated record. NCBI's taxonomy places the organism in Eukaryota, Metazoa, Chordata, Cladistia, Polypteriformes, Polypteridae. Gene Ontology annotation, biological process: positive regulation of canonical NF-kappaB signal transduction; positive regulation of cell population proliferation.
GCCAAGGCUGCGGCAGUGCUGCGUCUGUAAAUGGCAACCGACUGCCCACCCGACUUAUAAAAGGCGGCUCUUUGGCAGAGCUCUGCAUUCCGUCUGGACGUCUCUGCUCUGUCUGCUGAAGAUUUUUACCAGUGCAUCAUCAUCAUCGUCAUCAUGUCAGAUCUGGAGACUUGUAUGAUUACCACCAUCGAGACCUUCCACAAAUACUCCGGAAAAGAAGGAGAUAAACACAAGUUGAAGAAAUCUGAGCUUAAGGAUCUUAUUAACAAUGAGCUGUCCGGAUUCCUGGGGCAAGUCAAAGACCAGGCCACAGUGGACCACUUAAUGGAGACGCUGGAUGCGGAUGGUGACUCUGAAUGCGACUUUCAGGAGUUCAUGACCUUCGUUGCCAUGGUUACCAUUGCGUGCCACGAGUUCUUUGAGCAUCAUGAGGACGAGUAAUGGCCUGCUCUCUGAAGGUUCCCUUGAAAACGCAAUGCCUUGCAGAUGUUAACCUUGUACCGGCUUUAGCCUGAAAAGUGUCCGUCACUCUUGGGGUCUAUAUGGAGCAGGGAAGGGCAAUCCCAGAAUCUUGGGGUGCAAUGGUGGCUGGUUUCAUUUUAACCAAGCACUUAAUUACUUACACACACACACACACACACACACACAAUGGCAUCCAGUCUUCACAAGCUUCUCCACAGGUGCUCUGCUGUACCUGUUAGCACAGCCUGUGAUUAGACAAGCACAUGUCCUAAUGGUAGAAUUUCUAAGGCUUUUCUUGGAGAGCCCCGUAACCUCUUAUAGAAGUCCCCUGAUGAUUGUGAUUGGAAAAAUCUCAAUGCCAAACAGCUUUCGUUGGAUUAGAUCCAUAAUUUUCUCUUUUACAGGAAUGCUGGGCAGUGAGUGACGCCAUCAUCCAAAUCAAAUUAAAGUAGUCUGACUAUAUAAGCACUUGCCCUCCACUACCAUAAAAAAAAUAAUGAACAAAUUUUAAAAAAUGAAAGAAUGAUGAAUAGACUGAAGUCGAAAUUCAAUCUAUUCAAACUUUGAUGUGGUGUCUGCAAAUUCAGGGAAAUGAUGACAAGCCAACAAAAGUCAAAAUAAAAAUGAUGUAAUAUUAGAUGAAAAUGAAUAAAGUGCCACACAAAGCCAGCAUGGUAGUCACUCAGACAGUGGAGGCCAGUUGCCCACUGAUCAGCUCUCCUCUAACAUAGUGUGUAACUUAAUAGAGAAGACAAAUCAAAACCACAAAGGGUAGGAUUGGGGCUGUCCAGGGCCUACAAUUAGCGACACCAGUACCUGUGGACCCCAGAUUGUAAACUGCUAAUCCACUAUUACUUUAGCUUUUGGUAAUUUUUAGCUAACAAAUUUAGAAGGAACAACUGAAAAUGAAGUGUGAUGACAUGAUGUGACAGAAACCAGAAGUUCUCACCUUUGGUCGCCACAGGAGCUAAAGGUGGGUCCUAGCUGUGUAACUCUGCUGCCAACCCAUGGGGGGCAAAAAAGUACAAAUAAGUGAAAAGGCUAUGAAGUAAUAAUAUAAAAGAACUGGGUUCAAAUCUCCUCCCUGGCCCACUUCACAAAGACAUGUGUUGGAUACUCCUCUCCAUCCAGCUCAGAGAGCUACUGUUGUCAGGCCUGGCACCCUCCAUAAGGAGUAGGAAAGAAGGGGGAGUGCAAGAAGAUGCAGCAUGGGGCAGAAUUUAGAUCAACCUAUAGAACAAUAGCUAAUCAACCACCACUCCUUCAGUCCACCUUUUUGUCCCAUAAGAUAUCAGUAAGAUGAACACCAUCAUAGGAGUAUGCAGCAGCAGUGUCACAGUUUACAUCUGAGCCUGAACAGGCCCUGGACUUCAGAGUAAGUCGGGAUGUAUGGACAGCCACAUGUUUGAAAGUCCAGCAUUUUAGCGACUAGGCCACAAGCCCCAGUCUGGUGUAGUGGCUAAGACAGUGGACUUUAAACACUGAGACUGCACUGUGAAUCUCUGAACAGUUGUAAUGUGUUUUGAUCUUGUAUGUUACCUUGGAUAGAAGUAGCAGUUAAGUAUGUAACAAUAAUAAUAAUAAUAAAAAGCGUGCUUCACAUUGGCCACUUAAAGGCCCAGGCAUGCAUCAUGCAGAGAAUUGGUCUCUCUGGACCAAACACCAUGUCCACAGUUUUGAAGGGCUUUCACACUUCAGGCACUUCCACAGUGACUGAUCACAAGUCAAGGUUGCAGAUAGGUUCUAUCUGUAGAAUUGAGGACAUUGCUCUUCUCUCAAGGCUGCUAGUAGUGGCUCUGCGACCUCCAUAGUUGGACACCAAUACAUUCAAGAAAAUAAGACAUUUCGCUCUUCAAUCCAAAACAGAAAAGUGAGUUUGAGCCACAUUGUCAUUAGUACAUCUCCUGGGAUCUUCUGCAUUUGUCACCCCGUCAUGAAUUUAAUAUCCUGUGCUAAUUCAGCAGUCAGUACAGAAAAUCUGAGCAGGUGACUUUGAUGUCAUUCCCCAUUGACUAGUGAGGAGCCCUGAGCUCACUGAGGUGUACUUGGAGAGUGACUGCUCGCUCACAGUUGGGUCCAGGAUUUUUUCUUGUUUACUGUCCCAAUGGCUACAUUGAGUAACACUGACAACUGAGCUCCCUUGCACCCCAUUAAUGUGGUUAGGCAUGGAAACCCUUCUCUCAGCACAGUGAGGUGCUUUCAAUGUACCAUAUGCUGCUAUGUGUUCAGAUCAUUAAUAAAAGAUGGUCACUGUG